Messenger RNA from Papilio machaon (common yellow swallowtail), 2453 nucleotides. RefSeq lists its product as uncharacterized. The transcript is spliced from 7 exons. Lineage: Eukaryota; Metazoa; Arthropoda; Insecta; Lepidoptera; Papilionidae. The record is from RefSeq and is a predicted model, not a curated record. The coding region runs from base 130 to 2238 and encodes 702 amino acids.
UCUUUCAAAUUGUCGUUAUUUAUAUUUACAAUUUUACCGUUAGUUUUUCUCUUAAAAUUUAGUGACUAUUAUAUUAGUUCGUUUCUUAUUCUAAAGAUAAUUAAUUGUAUGAGUGAGAUGUCACAUUGAAUGAACUUCGAGGUGGAUCGCUACUCAUCUGCUUGGGCACAUAUCGCCCUUUGUGCGGAUCUCACAUGGGCCACGGAGCCCCCUGAUGACUUUAUCAUAGCAAACCAGCGCCUUUGGGCACAACAUUGUCGUGUUUCGCAAGUUCUUCAAGAAACAGCGGUAGAGUCUUCACACGUUUUACCACAUAAUCAAUGCGAACUUACAGACUCACAUACUACUCCAAGUCCUGAAAAGGGAAACUGUUCCCGAAGAAGCGUCAAAGAUGUAAUACCAGAGUCAAGGUUGGCCCAACAUUAUGGGAACUUCUAUUAUGACGAAGUCAGAGAAAAUUGUUACAAGUUCACAAAUGACAAAAUAUCUGGACGCGGCUAUAGCGGUCAAGGAUGUGAAAAUUCGGAUUUAACAGAAUGCUGGAUGUUACCAGAGGUGGAUUAUUGGUUCCGGAAACUAAUGGACGAUCCUGCUGAUCGUAUUAUGCUGCCCCGACGCCGAAGACAGUACAGGAUGCCCAUUGAGGACGAUUUCGAGCGCUGGGGCUCCAGUGGGGCGGCAGCAGCCGCGGGUGAAGAGGCAACAUUAGAGGCUCGUAUUCGUAGUGUGCGCGCCCUCUGGGAUACGGCGGGACUCGGUCGGCAGCCGCCCCGCGCCCCCAGCCCGCCACCGCCAUCGCGCAAGAUGCGCGCGCGACGCAGGCAGCCGCGUCGCCUGGCCGGCUUCUCCGCGCCCCCUUCAUACUGCCUUGACGCACCGGCUCAGCUCUGCUGUGAUCCUGCUUGCAAAUUUCAGUUUGACACGCCAAGACCUCCUCACAUGACAGAAUGUCAACGGGCUUUGGGAAGACUAUCAGCCAGUGUUCAAGCUAUCAUGCGAGCAAAUGCAGCUCGGUGCCCGAUGUAUCGAGGUACAAAUGUAAGCCGGUACGUUCCAACUGGACAAAGACCAUUACGUUGUCCUGACCGACGGUACGGAAUCUGGUGGCCCAGGGAUCAUCCCUCGAGAGAAGACAAUCGCUUACAACUACCUCAAAGUCUUAACGUUCCAGAUACAACCAAUAUCAAUUCCAAAACAGUUAAAGUUAAUUCUGAUAACGCGGAAAAAGAAGAAACUAAAGAUGUAAAUGAAAAAACAUCCCCAAGACAACAAGUUAAAGAAUCGCUAUCGACUACAGACAAUGCUGUAGAAAAAUUGGAAAAUGUUAAACCUAAAGAAAAAAUUGUUAACGAUGGUCAAGCUCCGUCUACAAGUGCGGCCGCUUUAGACAGUGGGUUGAGGAAAAAACGACUAUACAGCACUGUGUUGAGCAUGAGUGCACCGUCACCCAUCACUAUAACUCCGACAGGUUGCGUCAGAUUAUCACAAAAACUGGUUACGCCGGGUCUUAUCAAACUGAAUCCUAAAGUUGUUCUACCAACGAGGAUACGACCACCUAACGUCGAAGUAAAAUUUGAGGAACUUGAAAAGGAAGCGUUGGAACAGUACAAAGCGUCUGAUGAGAGCAUAGACACGAAAUUUCGAGAAUUGGAAAAGCAAGCGGUCGAACAAUACAGCACGAGCAAUAGUAAUACAAGUUGUAGUAGUGGUAAUUCAACAGAAAAACGCACCCCUAGCAAUCCCACAAUACCAGAGACAACUCAGAAAUCUAGAAAGCAGAUGUCAAAAUUUCAUAAAGACGCUUCCGUUGAUAGUGUUGUCAUAUACUCACAAAAUUUUCCCGAUCUUAACACCAAAAGUCAUACCAACACUUCUAUCAAUUUAAAAAACUUCCACAACCCCCCGAGGGGGGAAAAAAAGGAAAGCUACAGAUCCAAUAAGAAUUCGCGGAGUUUUAAAGGAGAUUGGCAGCGGGCCGCGUCCGAUACAGAUUACGAAGCUAAGCCUAACCAUAAGGGGAGCCACAAGGGUCCACUAAGAUGGACCUUACACGUAAUGCCACCGAAGAAAAGACAUUUAACUGUCUGCGCGUCAGAUUUUUCUUCCGAUGAGGACAUGGAAGAAGCAAGUGGUUCUAUCAAAGAUGCUGGCCCGUGUAUUAAGAACCGUGUUACCGGUAAAGUGAAAAUGUCCGCCCAUGGUGGAGGAGAUUUGAAUCCUAUUAUGAGGAAAGCCUAGUUUAAACAAAACACACCUUGAAUGUUUGAUGACAAUAUGAAAUCAUAGUCUACUAUUUAUAAUAGAAUUAUGUGAGGAAACUGUGCUUUAGAUUUCGUAAGCGUCUUCCGCCUUUGUAAUUUUUUAUAUGAUUUUGUUGCGUCGAGUUUUGUGAGAUCCAAACGAAAGCAAAUGUGUAUCGAACUAUGUCGAGGCCAGCCCAAGGCUGUAAUUAA